AUGCCAGGCGCUCCAGAGGGGGCGAACGACGUCGUGCACGCGCACGCGCGUGCCAAUGCGUCGCUUCUGCACCUGGUCGUGCGCCAUAUCAAUAUUGUGACGUCCGCGAUGCGGACUAGUCCACGCUGGUCCCAAGCGUCCAGCACGUCGCAUCUCAGUUCAGCGACGACAAGCACUUCGGCGCUCAGCCUCACGCGCGCAGCGUAUGUGCUAGCCAGUGCAGAUGUAUCCAAAGCAUCGGCACCGAUCGAGGAAAGUGGCAAUGAGCCUGCCAGUGUCGGCCUGUUGGGCGGCUUUACGGUACUGCGUGCACAGUUGCGGAUGGUCGACGAUGUGUCACGAAUUCCUCUUACGUCGUUGCUAAGCCACUUUAUUAGCGUGAUUCUAAGCGCACGAACCUCGGGCGCUGUAACGCAGGUCGCGUUAGAAGCACUCACAUCGUUCUUGGAGCAUGGCUUGUGUCGUACCUCGUCGCCCGACUUGGACCGUGCUGUCCAGGAAAUGGCGCAUGCGGCUAGUCACUGCCGUUUCGAGCCCUCAGAAGCGGGACGUGAUGAGGUGGUGCUGCUCUCGAUUCUCGAUGUGAUGUUUGCGCUCGUGUGUGGCCACGCCACGAACGACGACGGCUCACAAGGGACGCCUCUGGUCGAUCUACUGGGUGAUGAAGGCGUAUGUGAGUUGAUGGAGACAUGUCUAAGCAUGUGCUGCCAGACUCGUCUGAGUACGGCCUUGCGUCGGACGGCGGAGCAAAAAAUGCUACGUAUGAUGCGUGUGAUUUUUGCGCGUCUGGAUACCAUGCCUUUGGAGAUUGAUGAGGCGUACGCUGCCAGUGGCCAGCGUGCACAAGAGCCCGAGCUUGCAACACUCACGGCGGAGCCCGUGGGCGCGGAUGCCGAGGACGAUCGACGUCUACGUAUGGCGAUGCCCGACCCCAAGAGCCAGCAAAUUCCUGCAGCCGGGAGUGUAGAGACGCCGGAAGAGCAAGAGAACAACGAAGAGGAGGAGGAGAAGACCGAGGCGGAGGCUGAGACAGCGCCGGUGGUCGAAGAGCCAGCCGAAAUGCCGAUGGCCCCAGCCGUUACAGCCACGCCGCCGACAACCAAAGAGACACCGCCGACGGCCGCACCACCGCGACCAAUGGCUCACCGUCUCGGCUCGAUGGACGAGACGCUGCCCACAAUGGAGGCGACACAGCCGCCCUUUUCUUUGCCGGCUGUGCGUGAAGUGCUGCGUGUCGUGAUCUCCCUGUUGGAUCCCGGCAGUGUACGUCAUACGAUGACGAUGCGUAUUCUCGGCCUGUCACUCUUGAAUGGCGUCCUGGAUACACACUGUGCCUCAUUGGCACGUUUUCCCACGCUGCGAGCGCUCUUGGAAGACUCGGCAUGCCGCUACCUCUUCCAAUUGGCCAAUGCCGAACAGCCUGGCAUUGUGGCCGGCAGUUUGCGUGUGAUUACGCUCCUCUUCGAUCGUCUGCACACACAUCUGAAACGGCAACAAGAACUCUGGCUCCAGUUCCUCCUGCAGCAACUGCGUCCCAGCCUGCCGUGGGCCGAUGCGCCAUGGUCGGACGAUCCGACUCGCGCGGCGCCGCCGCCGCCCUUGACAUCCUUCCACUCGGCGGCGACAGGGGAAAUGCGCGAACUGUUUAUUGAGGCGCUCAGCAGCCAUCUAAGCAGUAUGGAGGGCGAGGCGGAUGUGUUUGUCUCGCUUUGGCGCAACUAUGAUUGCGACUUGGACUGCUCGGAUGUCUACGAUGAGCUUACUCGGUUCUUGGCGCGUGCGAUCUUCGCGCAGCCUGCCGCGGGCGUACAUGCGGCGCCACGCACGACCAUGUCAGGCAUGCAGCUUGUAGCCCUGGACGCGGUCCUGUGCUUUGUCGCACGUAUGACAGCGCGGUGGCAGGCACAGCCCUCGAUCACAACCACCCCGGAUGUGGAAGCCAUGCGUACACAGCGCCAACGGAAACGACUCUUGGCCGAUGGCGCUGCAGCCUUCAACCACAAGCCCAAAGACGGCAUUGCGUUUUUGGAGCGCGAGCAUGUUUUAGCGGCCAGGGAGCCGGAGCGUGCAAAGACGCUGGCGCGCUUCCUUAAAGACUCGGCGUUGGUCGAUAAGCGUUUGCUGGGUGAUUACUUGUCGCGCGCCGAAAAUCGAGCUGUCCUUACAGCCUUCCUCGAUUUGUUCGACUUUUCCGAAUGCGACGUGGCGGAAGCGAUGCGAGCGCUUUGUGAGGCGUUCCGUCUCCCUGGCGAGGCGCAACAAAUUGCACGGAUCACCGAGACGUUUGCGCACAAAUACUUUAUGACCAAACCUGCGGGUAUUCGCAGUGAAGAUGCCGUGUACGUGCUAGCGUACAGCAUUAUUAUGCUCAAUACCGACCUGCACAACCCCCAAGUGACGCGGCGUAUGACAAUUGCAGACUACCAACGCAACUUGCGUGGCGUGAACGAUGGCCAGGACUUUGACCCCGAGUACCUCGCCGGGAUUUACGAUGGGAUCCGCCGUCGUGAGAUUGUCAUGCCGGAAGAGCAUGCAGGGCAGCUUGGGUUUGACUAUACAUGGAAAGAGCUGCUCCGUCGCGCUCGGGCAGGCAAUCAGCUGGUCGCCACCACAGGCGCAGCGUGGGAUCGUGAUUUGUUCCGCCACAGCUGGCAACCGUUUGUCGCGAGCAUUGUGCACGCCUUCUCGCUCCUCCAGGACGAGCAUGUGCUCCAGCGUGUGAUUGCCGGGUACCGUCAGUGUGCCGUCCUCGCGCUGGCGUUCGAGGUACCUGCCGUGCUUGAUUUCCUGGUCGAGCACCUCGCCAAGUACACUGGUCUCUUGGACGAGGCCCUUGCACGUGAUCGUACGCCGCUGACGACGGUACGACACGACCAGAUGGAGAUCACAGUGUCUUCGCUGUCCACGUCGUUCGGCCAGCAGUUUAAACAGCAGCUAGCGGCCGUCGUCGUGUUCACGAUGGCGCAUAGCCAUGGCGAGGCGCUGCGUACGUGCUGGCCCCAGCUGCUUACGUGCGUGGAGAGUUUGCUGUGCUAUGGCCUCUUGCCCUCGUCCACAGCGUCCAUGCAGGCGUAUGGCGCUCGUGUCCCGAUUCCCCUCGAAGGCAAGAGUGCAGGUAUGGGAAGCGCCACUGCCGCAGGCGCGGCACAGAGCAGUGGUGGCGGACUUUUCUCGACCUUGUCCAGCUACUUUUUGUCGCCGUCCGGUACGGCCUCGGACGUGCGGGACGUGUCGUCAAACGAUCGCGAGAGCACGCUAUGCACCUUGGAUUGCCUUGCGUCGUGUCAGCUGGAGAACUGGACGGCGCAGCGCAGUGCGAUGGGUGAAGAGGCACUGCAUGCCUACCUUGAUGCCGUCCAGCACCGCCUAACAGAGGCCAUGGAACGUGCGUCGCCUAGCUACUCUCCUACGCCGCUCUUUUGGCUGGACCAGUGGGUUGAGACUUUAUGGAAGCAGCCGAGUUUGCUGGCGCGGUACGGGGACGAAGCUCUGAAAGCACAUACCACGCGCAUUGAAAGCGCUACGCGCCUACCUCCCCUGGAAGUCGAGCGUGCUGUGGCCGGCGCAAUGCGUCUUGUGCAUCUGCAAGCGCAACACGGCGCCUCGAUGCAGGCAGCCCUGGAACAAGUGCUGCAUGCGUUGCGCCGUGUACCCAGCGCCCUUCAUCCCACCGUCGCUGCACCGUUCCUUGAUGGCCUCGCCAUGUUGGCCUCGACGUCAGCGUGGUCGAUGGAUGCGAACGAUGAGGGGCGCACAAUCCUGCACCUGCUCACGACACUAGCGCGUGUACGCCGAGCGGAGACGGCGCGGGCGGCACUGCAGCUGGCCAUGCUAUGGCUGCCGCAUGCAACACCCGUGACGUUCGCUCCGCUCAUGGAGUUGGUUCGCUCGAUCAUCUCCGAAGCCGAUCGCGCGCUGUGGCUAGGCGAGGAAGGUGCGCCACGUCGCACGCUCACCGAGAAACGCGAGCGAAGUGACUGGAUCGCCGCCGUGCAUGCACAUAGUGCACAAGCCCUCGCCGCCCUGGCUCAAACACGCGCUUUGAUUCCAAGCUUGCAAGCAGCCUCGCCUGAUCCGCCUGCAUCAUGGCCCGAGUAUUGGCUGCCGCUCAUUGCGGCAUUGGCCCAGCCCUGUGUUAGUGUUCAUCGCGCGACGCGGGCAGCGGCCGUUCAGUAUUUGCCGAGUGUCGUGUUGGCGCCGGAGAUGGCGACCGGCCCAGCCAAGAUGAGUGUGCAUUUGGAUGCGAUGUACGGCAACAUUCUGCUACCGUUGCUGGAGAGUCUCUUGUCACCGGAAACGGCCAAAGCGGAUGCCUCAGCCAAUGCCCAAGCUGACGCAGCGACGCCUGGACCGCCUGGCACAUCGCUUGCAGAAAGCCGAUCGCUGGUGUGCCUGCUCAUCUGCAAGGCCUGGGUCCGCGACGUGGGAGCGCUCAUGGAAGGCGUCCCGAACGAUCUGGACGCUGCACCUGCUACGCGCGUAUUGCGUUUGUGGAAGAGCAUCGUGACCACGACAGCAAAACUCCUGCACACUAACGCACUUCCGCACCAAGAAGCGCUGGACGAGCAGCUAAAAAACAUGAUUUUGGUCAUGCAUGCCUCGGGUCACCUCAAGGAAGGGCCGCCGGGCACGCUGCACCGGGCGUUGUGGGUCGAGACGUGGCGUACGCUCGAUGCCGUUCGACCGCACUUGCGCCCCAUGCUUGCAGAGAACGUGACGGUCCCCGCCGAGACGACCACCUGA
This is a messenger RNA of Malassezia pachydermatis, 4743 nucleotides long. RefSeq names its product sec7 domain-containing protein. The record is from RefSeq and is a predicted model, not a curated record. Bases 1 to 4743 code for a protein of 1580 amino acids. The transcript has a single exon. Lineage: Eukaryota; Fungi; Basidiomycota; Malasseziomycetes; Malasseziales; Malasseziaceae. Gene Ontology annotation, molecular function: guanyl-nucleotide exchange factor activity. Gene Ontology annotation, biological process: regulation of ARF protein signal transduction.